This is a messenger RNA of Uranotaenia lowii, 585 nucleotides long. RefSeq lists its product as uncharacterized. The transcript has 2 exons. NCBI's taxonomy places the organism in Eukaryota, Metazoa, Arthropoda, Insecta, Diptera, Culicidae. The coding region runs from base 39 to 512 and encodes 157 amino acids. The record is from RefSeq and is a predicted model, not a curated record.
UUGGCAAAAAAUGUUGACACCUGUCAAGUUGUGGGGCAAUGAGUUCUGCCGGGACUUUGGAUGAGUUGUUACAGGAGUUGAACUACGAUUUCAACUAUUUCCUGCACCAAAUUCGAACGCACUCGCGCCGCUUGGAUCAGGGCCAACGCCGGCUGGUCGAAGCUUGGAUCGACAAACUGGCUCACACCAAUCAAACGCUGGAAGAGGUGCGUCUGCGAAAUGAUUUCCUGUUCUAUUUGUCUUCAAACUGUGAGCAAGGAACCUUGCAAGCACCUUUCGACCAGCGACCUCCCCCAGGCUAUGUGCUGAAUGCUACGCACUUGAUUCCCACAGAAACUCCUAAGACGCUUUUCGAGAAUUCUCAAUCGCCACAAACCGAGCUUUUUCGUCGAUCACCGGACGGGGGUGCCUUUUUAGUGUCUCAGCCAGUACCGAGAUGUGGAGCUUUCUGUUAUCUGGCCAUCGUUAGCAAACGGCCCGCCCAAAACAAGAAAAAAGGGGGCGAACAAUAAGGGUAGCUGGCUACUAAAUUUAGCUCUAAUGCGUUAAUUGAACUCAUAACUAGGGAAAUAGUACGGAAAAUAU